CCGAACGAAUAUAAAAGCUAUCGAAAUUAUAAAAUUUCUUUAGUGAUUUUUGAACAGCUAACGCCCAGAGAACUUGCUCCGUUCUGGAAACUAUUCAAAUACCCACUGCUGAUCAUUGAACAAUUGGUGAUGAACACCAAGUUCGAGACACUAACUAAAGUGCUGGCGGCAGUGCGGCGGGCACUUUCGCAGGUGGAUGCCGCUAGUGCGCAGGUGUGCUCCUUUUGCUUUGACAAACGCGGCCACAUUUAUGACAUACACACGCGCAGUCCUAAUGCACCUCAUAAAGUUAAGUUCCAUUUGGGCACAGACACCGGCCACACGACGAGCUCUGCAUUUAUUUUACUCAAUUUCAACCUGUAUCAGAAGAAUCAUGUAAUCACUAAUGAGUGCAUUGAUUUGCUGCUCCGAAUCUACGGCACCAAGGCGCUGGACUAUCACGUAUCCGACAUAACCUCCUCAUCGGAGCGCAUUUCACAGACCACAGAUAUGCAACAAUCGCUAGAUUCGCUGUGCGGCGCUUUCCAAAUGCCGCCGAUGGCACCGACUCGUGACGAUUGGGUACGCGAUGAUGAUGCCACCCACUGCAUGUGCUGUCAUCGCGCUGCCUUUACUAUGCUUAUGCGUCGCCAUCACUGUCGGCGAUGCGGACGUGUUGUAUGUUUUGCUUGUUCGGCGCAUCGCAUGUGCAUACCCGAACUGUACGAUGACGUGGAGGUGCGCGUUUGCAACGACUGUUUCAACAAAACUGAAGAGGAACAGCGCAAGCGGGCACAGGAUAUGGAUGCCGAAACGAAAGGCGAGGGCGCUGCGUCUAGCAAGGGGCCACGCGUGCGUGAAAACGAUGCUUACAAGUGGCAGCUAUGUGGCAACAUUACGCACGAUAAGCUGUUGCGCGAAGAGUUUUGCUAUGAACAUGCGCCCAGCGUGGCGUUAUGUCUGUCCAUACUCGCAUUUCAUCAGGGGCAGCAAAAGUGUGUCGAUCUGUUACUGUAUCACUGCCACAAAUUGGAAAAGUUAUUCGUACCGAAUCCGGAGGUAGACUACGAGUUGGUGGCAAAAAUGAUGAACUGCCUCGCAUUGGCUGCUAAGGUGCGUGGCGGCCCACCUGAAAUCGAAACUAUACGCGAACAUUCGGCGAUCAUAAUGUCUGUGGUUCAAAAUGGUUGCGAGGCGCUAAUACCGCCAGGUCCUCUGAACAAUCAUAGUCUGCGCAAACUAGGCGACUCGUUGGUGCAAGCCGAAAAGUGGGAUUUAGCAUUCGAAGUGCAUCUUAAAUGUGGAUUUCCCACAGCCGGAGUUAUGGCUGCUCAUGGCUUAUCGUGUUUGCGAGCUGGUUGUUUCGAUACAGGUAAGCUAUUUCGAUGCAAUGUACAUACUAUGUAAAUGUGAAAGUAAAUAAAUGUUUGCUUUGCCCUAAAAACUUACUAGCGGCCGUAGAAAAAUACACUUUAUUGUGUCGCGAAAUACAUAAAUGUAAAUAAACAUUUCAACAAAUUACAAUGCAGCACUUAACAGAUUCUUCCGCUUCGUUUUUAAAUACAUAUCGCUUAUUUAUUCAAAUACUGUCACUACCAGAAAGCUGUACUUUUGAGUUAAUAAUGCAGAUUAAGAUUCAUCUUUGUAGUUCCCGGUUGAGAGGAGAAUGCGUUUCACUAUUUCAUUCAUUUUGGGAGUAAAUUGUAAACCUUGAACGCGUCUGCUGGUAAUCUAUUAAUCUCGUAACAACUCAUUUUAAACAUUUUUAAUCCUUUCCCCCCUAUUAGUGAUGCAUGGUGAUUUUGUCAAGAUUUUUUAUGUUUCACCUGUGUGUAAUCAAAUCUUGGAAUCAAUGCUUAAGCAACUUCGCGAUGCGCUAGAGACUUGAAACUUUAAACUUAGCUCAGAAUCCGAUGACAAUGCAAUAUGGAAGCCGAAUCAAUCCAUCGAGAUAUUUGAAAACCCCGUAUUUAUGGUCCGAUAGGCCUCCUUUUAAAAUGUAUAUUUUAUGGCUCUAUUUCUAAGUUAGAGGCCUCCAGAUAGUACUUAGCAGGGUUGCGUGAUUUUUAAUUAGUCAUAUCCCAAAUCUAAAAAUAAAAUAUAUUCUUGAAUUGAAAGUCGUAUCA
Molecule: messenger RNA, 2105 nt
Organism: Rhagoletis zephyria (snowberry fruit fly)
Lineage: Eukaryota; Metazoa; Arthropoda; Insecta; Diptera; Tephritidae
Product: zinc finger FYVE domain-containing protein 26 homolog
Biological process (GO): regulation of cytokinesis; double-strand break repair via homologous recombination; mitotic cytokinesis
Cellular component (GO): lysosomal membrane; midbody; centrosome
Molecular function (GO): metal ion binding; phosphatidylinositol-3-phosphate binding
Source: RefSeq, a predicted model, not a curated record